AAAGCACUUGGCCGCCAGCCGCCGCCCCGGCCCGAGGUUUCAUUUUGACCCGAGUCUCGGCGACAGCGCGGCGCGGCGAGGGGCUGGGGCGGGCUGCGCACAGCGGCUGCCGCUUUUCCAGGGCUGCAGUUCAUGGGGAUGUGUUCACGGCAAGAGCGGAUUCAGAAGGACGUGGACGUCGUGAUCCAGAGGUCCAGAGCCGACAAGGACUGCCUGUUCGCAGAUUUCAGGUACUCAGACUCCACCUUUACUUUCACCUACGUUGGCGGCCCCAGAAGUGUAUCCUAUUCAGUACAUGUAUCUGAAGAUUACCCAGAUAAUACAUAUGUGUCAAGUUCAGAAAAUGAUGAAGAUGUAUUAGUUACUACAGAGCCAAUUCCAGUGAUUUUUCAUCGAAUAGCAACAGAAUUAAGGAAGACAAAUGACAUUGACUGUUGCUUGUCCAUCAAAUCCAAGCUGCAGAAGGAAAGUGGGGAGGAGUCAAGACAAAACAGUACAGUGGAAGAAGAUUCUGAAGGAGAUAACGAUUCUGAAGAGUUUUAUUAUGGAGGCCAGGUGAACUACGACGGAGAGCUGCACAAGCACCCCCAGCUUGAAGCUGACUUGUCAGCAGUGAGAGAGAUUUACGGGCCACGUGCCGUUUCUCUCAGGGAAUAUGGAGCCAUUGAUGAUGUCGAUAUUGAUCUGCAUAUUGAUGUUAGCUUUCUUGAUGAGGAGAUUGCUGUGGCCUGGGACGUGAUUCGAACAGAACCUAUAAUUGUCCGACUACACUGCUCACUGACACAGUAUUUAAAUGGCCCAGUGCCCACGGUUGAUGUCUUUCAGAUUUCCACAAAAGAGAGAUUUGGACUGGGACACCAGCUGAAAAAAAUCAUGCAGACAUUUGUUACACAGCAGUGGAAACAGAGCAAAGAAAAAUCCAGUUGCCUGCACAAUAAGAAGCUGUCAGAGAAGAAAGUGAAGUCUCCCCUGCAUUUGUUUUCUACCUUGCGCAGGUCGCCCAGUUAUCCUCCCCCCGGCUGUGGAAAAAGCAAAUCCAAGCUGAAGUCGGAGCAGGACGGGGUGUCCAAGACGCACAAGCUGCUGCGGAGGACGUGCUCCAGCACCGGCAAGGCGGAGGACGCCUGCGCCCCGAAGCCGCCCCGGACCUUCGGCCGCUCGCUGUCCAGCGACCCGCGGGCCGAGCCGGCGGGGCCGGCCGCCAAGCCGCCGCGGCUCCUGGGCCGCACGUGCGCGGCGGCCGCCAAGCCCGAGGACUGCCCGGCGCCGCGGGCGCAGAAGCUGCCGCCGCGCGCCUGCCCCGGGGACCCGCGCUGCGAGCCCGGCGCGGGCGCGAGGCCGCCGCGGCCGCUGAGCCGGUCCUGCCCCGGCGGCCUCCGCGUGGAGGAGCUGUACGGGCCCCGGGGCCACCGGCUGCUGGGCAGGGCCGCCGGCGCCGCCAGGGCGCCCCGGACGGAGCCGGCCAAGGAGCCCGGCGCGGAGGGCCGGCGGCUGUCGCUCACCUCGGGGCUCAUGGGCAUCCUCACGCCGGCGGCCUCGUCGCCCGCCGCGCCCGCGCCAAAUGGUGCCAAAUGCAUUCCAAUAAGAGACCGUGGCUUCCUAGUGCAGACAAUCGAGUUUGCUGAACAGCGGAUCCCUGUGUUGAAUGAGUACUGUGUGGUCUGUGACGAGCCCCACGUGUUUCAGAACGGCCCCAUGCUCAGGCCUACUGUGUGUGAACGAGAGCUGUGUGUAUUUGCUUUCCAAACCCUGGGAGUAAUGACUGAAGCUGCUGAUGAAAUAGCAACUGGAGCUCAGGUGGUAGAUCUGCUAGUAUCCAUGUGUAGGUCUGCGCUGGAAUCUCCUAGAAAAGUGGUCAUUUUCGAGCCGUAUCCUUCUGUGGUAGAUCCUAAUGACCCUCAGAUGCUGGCCUUCAACCCCAGGAAGAAGAACUAUGAUCGAGUAAUGAAAGCACUGGAUAGCAUAACUUCUAUCAGAGAGAUGACACAGGCACCAUAUCUGGAAAUCAAGAAGCAGAUGGAUAAACAAGACCCCCUUGCUCAUCCCUUACUGCAAUGGGUUAUUUCAAGUAAUAGGUCACAUAUUGUGAAACUGCCAGUGAACAGGCAGCUGAAGUUCAUGCACACGCCGCACCAGUUCCUCCUCCUCAGCAGCCCCCCAGCCAAAGAAUCCAACUUCAGAGCUGCCAAGAAGCUCUUCGGAAGCACCUUCGCGUUUCAUGGCUCGCACAUUGAAAACUGGCACUCCAUCCUGAGGAAUGGUCUGGUGGUUGCUUCUAAUACACGACUGCAGCUCCACGGUGCAAUGUAUGGAAGUGGAAUCUAUCUUAGUCCAAUGUCAAGCAUAUCAUUUGGCUACUCAGGGAUGAACAAGAAGCAGAAGGUGUCAGCCAAGGAUGAGCCGGCUUCAAGCAGUAAAAACAGCAACGCAUCACAGUCACAGAAAAAAGGACAGCAAUCCCAAUUCCUGCAAAGCCGUAACUUAAAAUGCAUAGCCUUAUGUGAAGUGAUCACCUCACCUGACCUGCACAAACAUGGAGAGAUAUGGGUCGUCCCAAAUACGGACCAUGUCUGCACACGAUUCUUUUUUGUCUACGAAGAUGGCCAAGUGGGAGACACAAAUAUUAACACACAAGAAGGAGGCAUUCACAAAGAGAUCCUUCGAGUAAUUGGUAAUCAAACUGCUACUGGUUAAAGGACCACCAUUUAAUUAACGUGAUUUGAAAGCCUUCCUCGGGUUCAAAGCUGGAUUUUGAACUGAAGAAGAUGAUAAAAUAAUUUAUUGUUAUUAUAAACAAAAUUAACCCUUUGAAUACUGAUUUUUUCUUAGUAUUUCUAAGUAUCUCAUUAAAUACCUAAAAUGGUAUAAAAUUUAUCAAUUGUAGGGUUAUGGAAUCUAGUAAUAAAAUUACAACAGCACUUAAACUGAAGUUUGGGUUGCUCACACAAUAAACAGUUUGAAAAAAC
Molecule: messenger RNA, 2966 nt
Organism: Hippopotamus amphibius kiboko
Lineage: Eukaryota; Metazoa; Chordata; Mammalia; Artiodactyla; Hippopotamidae
Gene: PARP8
Product: poly(ADP-ribose) polymerase family member 8
Exons: 26
Coding region: 133-2694 (853 amino acids)
Biological process (GO): endoplasmic reticulum unfolded protein response
Cellular component (GO): endoplasmic reticulum tubular network; membrane; intracellular anatomical structure
Molecular function (GO): kinase binding; NAD+ poly-ADP-ribosyltransferase activity; protein serine/threonine kinase activator activity
Source: RefSeq, a predicted model, not a curated record